AUGGGUCGAUUGUCGAUCUGCAGGGCUUGUUUUCGCGUCUGCACAGUGAGUGAGUUCCUCGUGGGCGUCUCUACAAACACGCCCCGGCAGUAUCGGGAUCCAAAGAGCCAGGCAUUCGUCGAUGCCUUCGACUUCGCCCAGCGCUGUCAGAUCGAUCGAGCAUGGAUGGGGGCACCGCUGCCCCUGUAUUACAAUCCGAAGUUGGAAAGCGCUGUCUUCCUCCACGAAUUGGCAAAGCAGACACAAGAUCCAGCUGAGCUGCGCGAUCAGAUUCUCUGUGUUCUUCUCGCAGGCAGAGAUAUCACCGCCAGUCUGUUGAGUAAUGUAUUCUACCAACUAUCCCGUCGAAAAGACAUUCUCUCUCGACUGCGUGGUAAAAUCGCCAAGCUAGACGGCAUCAGACAUUCUUAUGUGCAACUGAAGCAGAUGAAAUAUCCCCAUGCCUUCAUCAACGAAGACGACUACCCCCAAGAUCUCCAAGAUAUCGCGCCGGCAAAGAUGAUUCCACUGUGGGAGCAAAAACUUCCGGAUAUGGCAUCUGGUUUUGCUGGUUUCACAGCGUUGCUGAUAAUGCUAAACCCACAAACCCCCAGCAUGACCUCCGGCUACUCGGGCAGCGAGAGCGUAAUCUACCUCGAAACACCACUCAAUUCAACCGGCAACGCGCUCAACAUCAGCGAAUACGCAGAAAAGGCACACUCGCGCGGCGUGCUUUAUCGGUGGACUCCCUCACUCGCGUCACCCCACUUAGAAGACCAAUUUGCGUGUGGGGUGGAUAUCUGUAUCCGGGGUGGAAGGAGGAUUCAUCUUGGGUCUGUGAUGGGAGUUUGGAGAGAUGGUUGGGGGUGAGGGUUGAGAGGCAGGCAGCGUCAGCUGGUGAACUGGCGAGGUUGUUGACUGGUAUUGCCAAUAGUGAUGGUGAAAAGAUGUCGCCAGCCACCUUGAGCAUGGAAUUCUGUCGGCAGGGAUAAUUCAGACUGGAUCACUUCGUAGAUGCUGCAUGUUGUGUGACUGUGUUUGCGAUUAUCAUGAAGACAGGAAUCAGCGAAA
Messenger RNA from Aspergillus wentii DTO 134E9, 1050 nucleotides. RefSeq lists its product as uncharacterized. The transcript has 5 exons. Lineage: Eukaryota; Fungi; Ascomycota; Eurotiomycetes; Eurotiales; Aspergillaceae. The record is from RefSeq and is a predicted model, not a curated record. Bases 1 to 849 code for a protein of 282 amino acids. Gene Ontology annotation, molecular function: heme binding; iron ion binding; monooxygenase activity.